Molecule: messenger RNA, 7030 nt
Organism: Heterobilharzia americana
Lineage: Eukaryota; Metazoa; Platyhelminthes; Trematoda; Strigeidida; Schistosomatidae
Source: the annotation of a GenBank genome assembly
GUCGAGGCAAACUUUCGAAAUGCUGUCAACCAGUUGUUUGUAAAGUUCUUGAUAAUGGAGGAGAAGCUGGGAAGCUGUAUGCUUCCCAUUGCCCGUUACUGUUCGGACUUAAAUGCUGUCAGGUGUAAGGAAGAAGAUUUGGAAACACUGAGAAGCAGUGUUAAAAAAAUUAAUUCAUUGUUGUCUUCCAGCAAUCAGUGCCGUAAAAUUUUUAUUGAGCAUGAGGUGUAUGUUAGCAACCUGGCUUAUAUCCUCCAGUUUUUGAAUGACAGGAGCCUAAGGAUUCAGAUCGUUUGCGUCUUGUUCAAACUUCUAGGAAAGUCAGGAUUUCACUCACGGGCUAUGAUAUUAGUACAGAAAGGGAUUACUAGAGCACUAUUUCAAGCUCUUUAUACAGAAUACUCUGAAGUAACUCCUAGUGAAGAAGUUCUGUUGAAAAUUCAUCAGUUACUUUGUCGUUUGGGACCUAUGGAUAAACGUUUUGGUAUUCGAGCAAGAGUGAAUCAUUGUAUUCCAAUCACAAUUCAUCUACUUCGUGUUCAAGUUGCCAUAUUGAAUUCAUCAAAUUCAACUUGUAUAAAUACAUUAUCCACUUCAGCGGGGACAAAUCCUACGCAUACUACUAUGAAUGGCAUCUCUAUCAUUCCUACGUCUACUAAUCUUGGAUUUCUUCAAAGUAAUCCUUUACAGACUGAUGUAAUGUACAAUGUAAUGAGCAACACUCAUUCAACAUCAGCGCCAACAGUUUCAUCAGGUGUUCGUCGAAGUCUUAAUAUCAUCUUGCGUAUUCUUCGUUUGUAUGUAUCAAACAACGGAAAGAAUAAUUCGUCUAUAUUAGGACGUUCUGGAGCUAUUAGCCUUAUAGUUCGGUUAAUUUCGCUUAUAUCUGGUCUAGACAUAUUCAAGACAUUACUAGAUGUAACCUCGUCUACAUUAUCAUCAUCAUACAAUCAGUGUAAACUAACCGGUAACUUGAAUACAAUUACGUCAACAACUUCGGUAGCUAAUAACAACAAGUCCAAUUUGAUUGGUCAGAAUUCAUCUGAGCUUGUCUCACCUAUUAAUGAUCAUUCCAUGACAGUAUUCAAUGAUUCAAUGAAUGGGGAUAAUUAUCAAGACAAUAACUAUCAACUAUCAACACCACCAAUUAAUAGUUCUAACAAUCUCGAUUCGAAUGAAUCAGCUACUUUAGGAAUAUCUGAAGUUAAUAAGAAUGGAUUAAUUAUCGGUAGUCCAGUUAUAGCUGCUGUUACUGCUGUUGCAUCGGCUGCAGCAUAUGUCCAGCGUUUUCAACAACAGAAAACAGAAGCAUCAUUAUCAUCCUUUCAAAAUGUGAAGUCAACUUCAAUUAUCACUAAUAAUUUAGACUGUAAAAUUAAUUCACAACAUACUUCUGAUUUGAUUAAUUCUGCUACAUCGUUACUUUCAGCAACACCAACAUUAAUUGCUACAGGUGUGAAGCAUAAUGCUACCUUAUUGCGAUUACUCGUGAAUACAUUGCAUUGCUUGAUAAAAUGCAGACCUAAUAAUGAACGUGCAAUUACCAAUGGUGCGGUUUCACUUCUAUUGGACCUCUUUCUGGACGUUCAUCGGUGCGACUUAAAUUGGCGUCGAAUCAAAUUACAAAAAAGCUUGCUGACAUGUCUUAAAUGUUUAACAACAUUACGUUCUGGACGUAAAGCUCUUAUUGCCUCAGGUGGAAUUCAUACCUUAUUCGCUGUUUGUAUUGGUUAUGUUGGACCUGAUCCACUUGAACGUAAUACUAACCUCUUGUUAAGGAGUAAUUCUUUAAAAAAGAAUGAAAAAUUCACAUCUUCUAGUUCCCUAUCGCAUAUUCAUCGAAAAUCUGAUGUAUCAAGGAGUUGUCGUCCUAGAGCAUACUCUAUAACAACACCAACGGCAACAGCAGUAACAGUAACGACUAUGACAAGUGGGACUGUUAGUACCACCAAUGUCUCCUCUGUGAACAGCAAAUCUCGUUCAAAACAAUUGAAUAUCACUGGAGAGAAGAUGAAUUCAACCGCUUUGUCUACUCGAAGCUCAUCAAGUCCUGUUGUUACCACUCGCGUACGUGAUGAUCAUUAUCUUGAUGACAAUGAAGUAAUGACUACAAUGGAAAACGCUGAAAAUAUUCCAUUGAAUGUAGCCAAUAAUACAUUUAUACCGACAAAAUUAUCUUCCAUCGUAUUGCAUAAAAAAGGUCCUGAAAAGGCUAAAUAUACAUCACAAAGUGAUGUAAUGACUGAUAGAAAGCAAUAUAAAGUCUGUCAGAGUCGAAAACUUUCUAAUCCAGUCAUUAUAUUGAUACAAACAUGUAUGUUGUUACGUCGGUGUUGUCCAAGGAGUCGUUUACCCGUGGCUAGUGCUGAGGGCAUACUUCGAUGCCCAUUGCCUAAAGAUAACUCUGUUACUCCAUCAUCAUCAUCACGUAAGAAUUCAGAACAGCUAACUCGCAAGGAUACACUGUCGAUGUUGGAUACAGAAAAGCCUGAUACCGCCAAAUCUAAAUGGGAUCAACAAACUUCUUUUCUAUCUAAUAUUAGUUCAACUAUGAAUUCAGAAAAGCAGUCAGAAGAUACAAUAACAACACAACUACAAGUAAAAUCUUCUAAUGAAGCAUUUCAAUCAAGUAGGAACUGGAAACAGCUGAAACAACUUUCAAUGAAUCAAACACACCACCACCACGAUGAUGAUGAUGAUGAUGAUUUAACCUUGAAUCAACCAUUCACUACAUCUGAUUUACUAUUACAAAAUCAGCCACUGAAUAGCCAAAUUGUAAAUAAGAAAACAGUAAAUGACCGUAGAGAAUUGGUAACAAAGUUUAGAAGAGCUAAAUCACAAACGAAACUAAUCAAUGAUUACCAGUAUAAACGAAAUCACGAAAUUUAUCCAGUUGACAUUAAAUCUCUAGAGGAUGACGGUAAUUCGGUGUAUACAACGAAAAGUCUACUGAACAGGCCAGUUACAACUCCUAGGACCAGCACCACUACUACUACUACUACUGUGUCAUUGGCAAAAGAUAAUCAAUCUCGUCUACGCAUCUGUCGAUUAUCAAUAAAACAGAGAGAUUCUGUAUUGCUGAAAACAAGUGAUACUACUAACUCACAGAUUAAAAAAAAACAUCUAUCACAGACAGUUCGUCAUAAUGAAGAAUGUAAUGAAUUUAUUGGCAAUGCAUAUUUUUCACAUCGUUCCACUGAACAUACUGACACACCACACGCUAGUCAAUCAUUACAUAAAUUUGACCAAAUUCCUAAGGAAGAGUUAUCAGACGAAAAAGUGAAACAUGAUCGACGACAACGACUAUAUCAGAAGGAUCCAAAUUGUUCAACAACAGAUAAAUCCCAAUCUGUUGACAGGAAGCUUAAUUCACCUCAGUUGAUAAAAGUACGCGAUAAGUCAUUAUCAUCGUCGAGACUACUCGGCAUGCUAGUGACUGAUGAUGUUGAUGGUGGUGAAGACGAUUUCGAAGCUAUUGAUUAUGGUGAAGAUGAUGCAAUCGAAGAGGAGGAAGAGGGUAAUGACGAUGAUGAUGUCGAUGUUGAAGACAAUGUCGCAACCCUGUCGACUACACUUCAACAUUCAUUUGACGAUUUAAUUUCAAGUCAUUUAAAAUUCUUUCCCGAAUGGUUUGAUUUGCCUAAAGAAAUCCCUAACAGGUUGGUAACAGAACAAGUGAAAAAGCCUUUGGAUAUGAAUUCUGUCAAUUGGCCAUAUGAAACAUCUAAUCAUCGUAUAGAUUCCACAAUAUCUGAUCAUAUUGAUACUGGAAUGAAGCAAACUGCAGACACUUUGGAUCCAAACAAUAUCAAUGCCACUGAUACUAUGGAAUAUUUAAAUUUUGCUGAAUUCGUAAAAAGUUUAAUACCAUUUCAUAUUAUAGCCUAUCCUGAUUUAACUAAUGCUACUGGAUCACAAGAAUAUGAACCAUUCUAUACAUCAGAUCAAGCUUAUAUAAACUUUACUGAUGACCAUAAAAUGUCUGAUCAACAACCAGAAGUGUUGACUACAUCACAGUCAUGCUAUUCUCUUUCAUCAUUGUCAUCCAGACGAAAAAUAUCAAAAUCUCAAGAUACAACUUAUAAGCGAAUGAAACAAGCAAAAUCAUGUAUACCUAAACGAUCAGCGCAUAGUGUUUCCAAAAUUGUUGAAUCUAUUGACCUGAAUAAACCGAUAAAUAGAUCAAUUAGCAGUAAUAAUAAACAUUCGUCACGUCUACCAUAUGAUAUAAAUGACUUCCCACAUAUAGAAAUUUUAGAUGAUAUUCGACGAUUAAUUGAUCCAGAUGAUUUAAUAAAUCGUGUUGUAUAUGAUUUAGACGAAUUGAUAGUGAAGACAAUGAAAGAUGUACAACUCUCACAACAACAACAACAACACCAACAGUUGACAUCUUCUAUAUCACGUUCAUCAUCACCGAAGAAUUUAUCACAUUUUAUAGCACCAUUUGUUAACAUCGAAUGUGAUCGAUGUACUACAACUGCAGUUCUAACGACAGGAACAACAACAACAGUAACAACAAUUCCUUCACUUACAUCAUUAUAUCCUACUGAACUAUCCUCUAUGCAAAUAUUCUCACCGAAAAUACAAGUAGAUAAUCUUUCAAUGAAUAAUUGUAUAUUAAAUAUGACUAAAAAGGUGACUGGUUCUACCCAAUUUGUCAAUCACCUAUAUCCUCCAACUAAAUCUCCAUUGUCUUUUACCAAUUAUCAUGUGAAUUUAUGUGAAUUAUCCAAUGAUGUAAUCUCAGGCGAUUCAUUUGUACUGUCAAAUCGUGAUGAACUACUGGUUGAUCAUUUUGACUUCGAGAAGGGACAUUUAAAGUUUGAAUCGCGUUUUGAAUGUGGCAAUCUUCGUAAGGUUAUACAAGUUCGACAGUAUGAAUAUGAUUUGAUUCUAAAUCCUGAUGUCAAUACUUUAUCAAAUUUACAAUGGUUCUAUUUUCGUGUAUCCAAUAUGGAGUCGAAUGUUCCAUAUCGAUUCAAUAUUCUGAAUUGUGAGAAGGUGGGCAGUCAAUUCAGUUCAGGUAUGCAACCUCUUUUGUUCUCAGUUCGUGAAGCUCUUGAAUCGCGUCCACAUUGGAGACGUGUUGGUUCACAUAUCACCUAUUAUAGGAAUCAUUUUAUUCGACAGUUAACUCGAAAACGUAAUAUAGAUGGAGGAACUUAUUAUACCGCUUCAUUUAUGAUACGUUUUCCGUAUACUGGUGAUGUGUGUUACCUUGCAUAUCAUUAUCCAUAUACUUAUACACGUUUAUUAACUGAUUUAAACAAAUGGCAAAAUCAAACAUUGAACAAUUCAACAGAUAUUUACUUUCGUAUUCAACAAUUAACUUCAACUAUUCUGUGCAAUCCAGUACCUUUAAUUACUAUUACACAAAAUGAUAAUUCUUCAGAUGAAUCUACUGGUAAUAAUCAACGUCGUUAUAUUGUUAUUACAUGUCGUGUACACUCGGGUGAAUCAAAUUCUAGUUGGGUUAUGAAAGGUUUACUUCAACAUCUUUUAUCAAAUGAUGAUAUGAAAAUGAUUGAAUUACGCAAAAUGUUCAUCUUCAAGAUAGUACCAAUGCUGAAUCCAGAUGGUGUAAUAAGUGGAAAUCAUCGUUGUUCAAUGUCUGGCAAAGACUUAAAUCGUCAUUGGAUUAAUCCAUCACCGUCUCUUCAUCCAACUAUUUAUCAUACUAAAAUGUUAUUACAGUUACUUUCAGCUUGUGAACGUGCACCAUAUUUCAAGUGAAUCAUGGCGUCAUCCAGAUAUACACAAUCCUGCUUAUCGGGGUCCAAAUCAAUCUGAAGAUGUAUCAUAUCGUGCACUAGCUGAUAUAUUAGACAAGAUAUCACCAUCAUUUUCAAAAGAAUCAUGUCUUUAUGUAGUUAGCAAGGCUAAAGAAACCACAGCACGUAUAGCUAUUUGGCGAGAAUUCAAUGUAUUACGCUCAUAUACAAUUGAAGCAUCUUACUGUGGUAUUUAUCGUAAAUGGCAAAGAAUUCAACACUUCGAAAAUAGACAAUGGCAACAAGAUAGUAGUGAAGAGAAACGGGAACAAGACGUGAUACAGAAAGGAUCAGUAUUGAUUCAGCAUCAAAUUCAACCAACAGACCUAAUCGAUUUUGGUUCAAAACUACUGGACGCCUUCUUAGUAUUACCAAAGUAUGAAAUAAUGAUGAUGUCAAAUGAUGAUGCUUUGAGGAGGCAGAAAAAUAUCGAACAUCAUGCCUCUUCACUGUCAUCAUCUUCGUCUUCAUCACCACCAUCCACUUCAUCAUCGUCCUCUUCUCUUUCUUUAUCAUCUUCAACAUCACAUACAUCUUCACCAGAACCAGUGUCAUCACCUUCAAAGCUUGCUGAGACUGAAGUUCAUCUUCAGUUUGAUAAUGAGAAGGUCAAGGUGAAAGGAACAAGUGGAACAGAAAACCGUUGAAAAUCAUGAUAAUCAUGAUGAUAAAUAUAUCAUACAAUAGAUUUUUAACAUGUUCAAAUCAACAAGCACACCACGAACAUCAAUCAUCAGUAACACCAGCAGAACUGAAGCAACCUGAUGAAUCGUAUAAGUACACGUGGUCUCAUUGAAUAAAUGGUGUUUCUUAAACCAAAGAAUUCAUGUUGUAUCUAACAUUGAAACUGUUUUUUUUCUUAAGCUGCACAAUCUACUCUUACGUUUGUAAGUAGCUAAAUUAUAUGCAGCUUCAUUUUAUAAAUGGACCAGAUAAUUUCAGAAAGCGUCAGUUACACCACCUAUAUAUAUUUAUGUUUUCGAAACCCACACUUCUUUCGAAAAUGCUCCAUGAAACAGAUCACGAUGAUUUUUGUUUCAAUCAAUGUUCACCUACAAAUGAAAAAUUCCCUUUAUUAAUGACCAUUUUGUACUAGAUAUCAGAUCUGUUCACAAGCAUACCCUUAUGUAUAUCUGUAUUACACUUUCACACAGAAGCUACUUUUCCAUUUCUAGAAAGCAGAGUAGAGUUACAGUUUUAUUUUGUAAAAUCACUGUUCCUGUGGUGUGUUGAUGUAAUAUACCAAUUAUAUUCAUCUU